AAUAUGGAGAGUAAUUCUCCAAAAUAAAUAUGUUAUAAUUUUAUGAAUAUAACUAGGAUUGAUACACAAUUUUUUAGAAUUUUCUAGUUAUAAAUUUAUAAUACGCACCGCACAUGAUUAUAUUGAUUGAGUUAUUACUAAUGUGAGGGAUCAAUUUGAUAUGCAUCGUCGAUUAGUUAAAAGAAAAAAUUGAUAUGCACCGAUGACGAAGGAUCAUAUAUGGAGCUCACUAGAAAGAAGAUGCUUUUACUUACUCCAACGAAGAAACACCAUUGCCUCACUCCUCCAAAUCCACGCUUUCAUGCUCCGAAACGCUCUCGAAACCAACCUCAAUCUCCUUACCAAGUUCAUUACCGCCCUCACUUCUCCUCCCCUUGGGGGCCAUCAAAAUUCAAUCGUCUUGCUCUCCCACGCUCGACAGGUGUUUGAUAAAAGGCCCCACAGAGACGAUAUCUUUCUCUGUAACUGCAUGAUCAAAGGCCACACCAAUAUGCAGCAGUUCGCUGAAUCAUUUUCUCUCUAUGGCGAUCUUAGGAGGAACACCGGGUUUGUUCCUAAUGGUUAUACGUUUGUUAUAUUAGUGAAGUCUUGUGCUUCGAAAUGUGCCAUUCGGGAAGGCCAAGAGAUACACAGUCUUGUUGCAAAAACAGGGUUCUGCUCAAAUAUGUAUGUGCUAACGGCGUUGGUUGAUAUGUAUGCCAAGUUCGGGAAUAUGAGCUAUGCCAGAAUGUUGUUUGAUGGAAUGAAUGAAAGAAACCAAGUGUCAUGGACAGCUCUUAUUUGUGGUUAUGCGAGGUUAGGAGACAUGAUUAACGCAAGAGAGCUCUUCAAUCAGAUGCCUGAGAAAGACUCAGCUACUGAUAAUGUAAUGAUUGAUGGUUAUGCAAAAUUAGGGGAGAUUGGGUCUGCUCGAAAUUUGUUUAACAAGAUGACAGAUAGGAAUGUGGUGUCUUGGACGAGUAUGAUCUAUGGCUAUUGCCGUGGUGGUUAUCUACAGUGUGCUAGAUUUUUAUUUAAUGCCAUGCAGGAAAAGAACCUUAUUUCCUGGAAUACAAUGAUUAGUGGAUAUUGUCAGAACAGGCAACCCCGUGAAGCUUUGAAGUUAUUUCAUGAAAUGCAGAUGACCACAUCGUUGGAACCAGAUCAUGUAACUAUUGUAAGUAUUCUUCCUGCUAUUGCGGACUUAGGUGCCUUGGAUUUAGGUGGUUGGAUUCAUCAGUUUGCUAGAAGUAAAAGGCUUGAUAAGUUGACCAAAAUCAGUACUGCACUCAUAGAUAUGUAUGCAAAAUGUGGCGAAAUAUCAAGAGCUAAAAUUGUUUUCGAUGAGAUGCCUGAAAAGGAAACAGCUUCUUGGAAUGCUAUGAUAAAUGGAUUGGCAGUAAAUGGCCGUGGUCAUCAAGCGUUGGAGUUAUUUUUGGAGAUGCAACAUAAGAAACUUAAGCCGAAUGACAUAACUUUCCUUGGUGUUUUAUCUGCCUGUAACCACAGCGGUCUAGUAGAUGAAGGGAAAAAGUGGUUUGAAGCAAUGGAAGGCUUUGAACUUGUCCCGCGGAUAGAACACUAUGGUUGCAUGAUCGAUCUGUUAGGAAAGGCUGGAUGCUUGGAGGAAGCCGAGAAAUUGAUUGAGAGAAUGCCAUAUGAAGCUAAUGGGAUAAUCUUGAGUUCUUUUCUUUCUGCAUGUGGGUACUUCAAUGAUUUCUCAAGGGCUAAGAAAGCUUUGGAAAAUGCAGUACAACUGGAGCCGGAGAAUGAUGGAAAUUAUGUAACAAUGAGAAAUUUGUAUGCCAGUGAGAGGAGGUGGGGUGAUGCAGAUGAAACUGAAAGCUUGAUGGCAGAGAAUGGAGCAAACAAGGAAGUUGGUUUAAGUGUCAUUGAGGUUGAUGGUACUAUCCAAGAGUUCGUGUCUGGGAACAGGUUGGAACCGCAUUGGGAAUGUUUACAUUUAACUUUGGGGCAGUUAUGGAAGCACAUGACAAGUUAACUUAAACUAGGAAAGGACGGGUACGGGGGUUUGGGAAAAGGUCAGGCAAAUUCAACUACUAAAAAAAAAAAUCAAGGAUUCAUCUCAUUACCAAAGCUAAUUCAGAUAUCAGCUCUGAAAAGACUGAAUGCCCCACAACGGAAUACUCGUGGUUACCAACUUUUUGAAAAUUGAUAUUGACGACAUGCU
Cannabis sativa is the source of this 2170-nucleotide messenger RNA. RefSeq names its product pentatricopeptide repeat-containing protein At2g44880. Gene Ontology annotation, molecular function: RNA binding; protein binding. Lineage: Eukaryota; Viridiplantae; Streptophyta; Magnoliopsida; Rosales; Cannabaceae. The record is from RefSeq and is a predicted model, not a curated record. Gene Ontology annotation, biological process: RNA modification. Bases 203 to 1981 code for a protein of 592 amino acids. The transcript has a single exon.